This is a messenger RNA of Hordeum vulgare subsp. vulgare (domesticated barley), 1109 nucleotides long. RefSeq names its product ABC transporter D family member 1-like. The record is from RefSeq and is a predicted model, not a curated record. The coding region runs from base 300 to 683 and encodes 127 amino acids. The transcript has 3 exons. Lineage: Eukaryota; Viridiplantae; Streptophyta; Magnoliopsida; Poales; Poaceae.
AGCACCUAUCCUCCUCCACUGGUAGCUUAUCUGUUCGCGUUCUCCACCACCAGGCGUACGCACCACUGGCGAUCUCCGCGGAGGCGGCUGAGUCAACCGGCCGCCCCUCUACCCCCCGCUCCGGUCCCUGCGGACGCACGCACUCCACGAUGUGCUGCGGCGAUAGGAGGCGCGGCUCGGUCCCGCGGCGGCUCGCGCGUCGCUGCCGCAGAUAGCAAGAUCUUCUCCCCCUCUGGCCGUGCGCCCGGCCUGCUGCUCCUGGGAGGUCGCGCCUCGCGGCACCGGCGGCGGCGGGAGGGAUGCCGUCCCUGCAGCUGCUGCAGCUCACCGAGCGUGGUUGCGGGCUGCUCGUGUCCCGGAGGAGGACGCUGGCGGUUGUCUCCGGCGCGCUGGUCGCUGGCGGGGCGUUGGCGUACGCGCGGUCGGGCCGAUGCCAAAGGAGGAGAGGCCGUCUGGAGGCCGCUGUCAAUGAUGGUGACGAUGCAUUGGGCAGGAAUGGGGAGAGGCUGGGUCACAACGACACGGAUGGCCGGUUGGUCGGGACGAUGAAGCGGAGGAAGAGCGCGCUGAAAUCUUUGCAUUUCUUGGCUGCUAUCCUGCUCAAGAAGAUUGGACCGAGUGGCACGCGAUACCUUCUUGGCUUGAUGUUGACAGCCGUGGAGCCACGAGACAGAGGAGGCUAGGAGAAAAGGAGAUGCCGGAGGGGAGCAACCCUGGCCGGUCGCUGGCUUCGACGUGGCGGACCAAGGCGGCAUCGAUGCAUAAUUGGGUGGGGGCGAGCGAAAUCAGGCCAAGGGGGCGCGCGAGGAGAGGAAGAAGUCAUAGCCUGCAGGCCCCGUCGUCUCCAUCCACUAACCCGGGAGGAGGGGCUCCACCACCACGGCAUGGGGACGCCGCCCCAAAUGGAAGGGAGGGGGUGAUCCCGUCGGUGCUAGAGCUUGGUAGGGUAGGGGACGGGGCGUGAUCGAAGAGGCAGGGACGGCCCAUCUUAGUGUCAGGAUGUGGAAGGCUUCGUGGAAUAUUAGAAAAGUAAACGACGAAGAUAAGGCUAUGAGCGAGCGCCAGCCAGGCUGCUGGUUUUUUCUAGCCAACCGACAUGUUAGAUCGCU